This is a messenger RNA of Rubroshorea leprosula, 5183 nucleotides long. The record is from the annotation of a GenBank genome assembly. NCBI's taxonomy places the organism in Eukaryota, Viridiplantae, Streptophyta, Magnoliopsida, Malvales, Dipterocarpaceae.
CACUGCUUUUCCACUUCCGAGUUCCUCUGUUGCCUCCCCAUUUAUAACUGUCCCACUGCUUCACAUUCUCCUGCUUUUUGCCCUCUGCAUUUCUUCCCCCAAGACAGCCAUAAAAGAAAAAACAAAAGCCAAAAUAUAAAUUCUCUUCCAUUCCCCCAAACAAAUCUCCACUGGGAUUUUGUCCCAAGCUGUUCACUCGUUUUCUCUCUCUAGUUUUUUGUUUUCCCAAAACCCAAAUAGAAAAGAACUAAAUGAUGGAUUCUUCUCGAAAGAAGAUGGAUUUUUGCUAUUUCAGAGAUAUUGUGAAACGUGCUGUCCGCAUUCGGAAGCAAAAUUGUACGGGGCCGAAGUCUACCCUGGAUGCUGACGCGCUGGUGAAUAAUAUUGAUAAUGCUAUUGAUAAGGCUCUAAAAGAAGGGUGCGAGACUCAAGAGGUCAUGAAUUGGAUGCAUAGAGUGGAGGAUCUGGAGUACAAUAUUCUUUCUGGCUUAAGGAAAGAAUUUGAAAACAAAGGCAAGAAGUGUUGCUUCGGGUGGUUUCCUAAUCUCAAGUCUCAACUCCAACUCAGCAUGGAAGCAGAUAAGUAUGUCCAAGACGUUGCUGAACUGCUGAAAAAGAUUAGGACAACACAUGAAGAGGCUCUCUCAAAGACAGAGCAGAAAGGGGUAGCAGCAGCAGUUAAAGAUUUCGAGUACUUUGACUCCAGACGCGAUGUUUGGGAGGAGAUCAUGGUGGCACUGCAAAGUCCAAGAAUCAGCAGCAUUGGAGUGUAUGGGAAGGCUGGUGUAGGGAAAACGAUGCUGGUUGAAGAAAUCAAAAGAAAAGCCAAGCAAAUGAAGUUGUUUGACGAUGUUGUCAUGGCUAAAGUGACAAAUAAUCCAGACAUGAGAAGAAUUCAAAAUGACAUUGCCCAUGACUUGGGUCUAGAACUUCCUGAUAGAGUUACAGCUACUGACCAAAUAAGGUCAAGGCUAACAAACAGGAAGCUUCUUGUCAUUUUAGAUGACAUUUGGGCAAGAAUAGAUUUGGAGGAAGUUGGAAUUCCAUUCGGAAACAAGCACAAGCAGACGCGCAAGCAGCCUACAGAGAAAAAGAACGAGGAGAUCUCAUCAGUAGAAGAAAAAAAAGAGUGCAUUCUUUUGAUGACAUCUAGAGAUCGUGAUGUUUUAUCUCGUGACAUGGAUGCUCAUAAAAUUGUUGAAGUUAAGCAAUUAGAAGCGAGAGAAGCAUGGCAGCUUUUUGAGAAGAUAGCAGGUGAGCAAGCUAAAAAUCGUAUAUUGCAGCGUACUGCAGAGAAUGAGAAGAUAGAAGGUGAGCAGCCUAUUGAAGGGCUAGAAGAGAUUUUCCAACACUGUAAUCGAUUGCCCAUCGCUAUUGCGACACUAGCAAGUACCUUGGAAAAUAAGAGUCCCAUACAGUGGAGGACUACCAUAACAAAGCUUCGUUCUCAAAUGUCCUCCAAGCUUGAGGUAAACUUGAAUGGGAUGUCACCAAGCCUUUGUUCAGCAAUCGAGUUAAGAUAUGGUGAUUUGGAAAGCAGCCAACUCCAACAAACUUUAUUGCUUUGUGGUCUAAUGGGUCAUAAUGCAGGCAUUCAAGACUUGUUGAAGUAUGGCAUCGGCUUGGAGUUAUUCCCAGAUGCAGCCAACAUUGAGGCAGCACGAGAUGAAGCAGUCAAUUCGGUGGGAAAACUCAGAAAGACCUUUUUGUUGCUGGAUGGUGGCAGCAAUAUGCAUUUUGAUAUGCAUGAUCUAAUUCAGGAAGUUGCCAUACUGAUAGCUUCUGGGGAGCAUGAUGUGUUAGCAUUGAGAAAAGAUGCAGCUAAGAAAAAGUUAGACCAGGAGGAAUUGAAAAAAUCCAAAUGGAUUUAUUUAUCAAAUGUUGAUGCUGCUCAGCUUCCAUAUAGGUUGAAAUGUCCACAGCUCACCUUCUUUCACUUAGCUAACAAUAAUCCUGAUUUUGAAAUUUCAGACAAAUUUUUUAGGGGAGCGGACAGACUCAGAGUCUUGGGUUUGACUGGAAUGCAUUUUUUGUCGAUUCCUUCAUCAAUUUCACUCCUAGUAAACCUUUGUACCUUGCGUCUAGACCAAAGUGAGUUAGGUACAAACCUAGGUUCUAUUAUGGGAUACCUGAAGAAUUUGAAAGUCCUCAGCCUUGUUGGAUGUGAUAUCAAAGAGCUGCCACAGGAAACAAAGGAGCUGGGCAUGCUGACGUUGUUAGAUUUGAGUGACUGUAGCAAACUUAUGGUAAUUCCACCAGAUGUCUUGAAAAGUUUGUCUCAAUUAGAAGAACUGUAUCUGGGAAACAGCUUUGACCAAUGGGAGGACAUCAAGAAGCAAGAUAAAAGAAGAAAUGCCAGCCUUGAUGAGUUGACACAGUUGGAAAACCUAACCAGUUUAGAGGUACGCAUUCAGGAUAUCAAUAUGAUUCCAGAUGACUUGUUUUCUAUAGAAUUGAGUCGAUACAAGAUUUGCAUAGGAGAUGUGUGGAAUAAUUGGGGCAGUCCUUUUGAACACUCGAAAAUAUUGAAGCUAAAGCAUGAUGGAAGCAUUAGAUCUGAUAAGGUUGAAAAGCUACCAAACAAGGUAGAGGAACUGCAUCUAGAGAAGUUGAAUGCUGUCAAGGAUGUAUUUAAUGAGUUACAACAGAAGGGUUUUCAAGAACUAAAGUAUCUCCAUGUCAAGAAUAUUGACCUAGAGAUUGAACAUUUGUUCUUUAACCCAGAGAAGGAGAUUUAUAAUGAAGUUCUUCCCAAAUUGGAAGAAUUAUUUCUUCACAGUUUGAAGGGAUUGCAAAAGAUAUUUCAUGGAGAGUUUGAAAAAUCAUCUUUGGAAAGGUUAAGAAUCAUUACUGUGACAGGUUGUAAUCGGCUGAAAAAUUUGUUCCCGUUCUCUGUAGCCAAACAGCUUCACAAUCUCCAAAAAAUUAUAGUGACUGAUUGCAGUGACAUUGUUGAAAUUGUUGAUGAUGAGGAGGAAGAAGAUGCUAAUGUUCGUGCUGCUGAAGCAGCUGGUGAUGUAAUUGAGCUUGCCGCCCAAAUUCAGUGCUUGAGGUUACAACGUCUGACGGCGUUCAUUAGUUUCAACGAGGAAAAGAUUAUUAAAUUCAGAAGUACGUUACUUUUCAACAAAAAGCUUGUGGAAGGGGACAGAACAUGGAACCUGACACAAUUAAUAAUUGAGGGCUGUGAUCAGUUAGAAAAUCUAUUCUUUGAAUCUAUUGGUGAUUGUCUGGAGAAGCUUGAACACCUUGAAAUAAGGGAAUGCAAGAAGAUAAGAGAAAUUAUUGUCGGAGAAGGAAGAGAGGGAAUAUAUAGAUUCAGAUUUCCAUCAUUGAAGCUAUUGGCUAUAGAUAACUGCCCGGAGUUGAAUGGGUUCGUGGUAGACGACCAGGCUGGCGAAUGUAUCACUAGCACUGCCCUCUUUAAUUAUAAUGUUUACUUUCCUACUCUAGAAACGAUGUCAAUCUCCAACUUGAAAAACUUGAACAUCAUAUGGUGGAAAUUCAACCCAUAUUUCUUUUAUGGAUUAAACUUCCUGCACAUAAAAGAUCUUCCGAACCUCAUCAGACUCUGCCAAAACCAUGUUAGUAAAUUUGAUGAAAUCUUCGAACGCUUCAAAUCCUUCGAACACUUGGAACAGUUGACCAUAGAGAACUGCCCGCAGCUAAAUGGCUUCCUCUUUGAUAAGGAGUCAGACAUCACAGGACAAGCUGAGCAGGCAGAAGAACAUAAGCUGAAAUUCGAACAGCUAAAGAUCAUUACUAUAGCUGACUGCCCAAAUAUCGUUACAUUUGCUUCCACCUUCUCAAGAGACCAUGAGCAAGGGACAUCUGAACCCUUUUUCAGCACUAAGAAUAAAAGGAAGAAAAUGCUCAUUAAAGAAGAACUCUCUUUACAGGUUGACUUCCCCAACUUGGAGUGGUUGGUUAUGGAGGACUGUCAUAGAUUCAAAUAUCUAAUGACCCUCUCUACGGUUCAAAGUUUUUCGCAACUCAAAAAGCUUGUGAUAAGUGGUUGUAAGAAGAUGAAGGAGGUAAUAGGGACAGACGAAUUUACGGAGGCAAUAGGGACAGACGAAUUUACGGAGGCAAUAGGGACAGACGAAUUUACGGAGGUAAUAGUGACAGACGAAUUAACAGAGGAUGUAAGAGUGACAGAAGAACUUACAGAGGAAAACAGGAUCUCUUUGUUCCCCAAACUCAAUAGUAUGGAGCUGGAAGACCUUCCAGAACUCACAAGAUUCUGCUCUGAACUACAAAGUCUGCAAGCGACUACAUUAUUUGUAUUUCCUGAAGUAACAGACCUGAAGUUUUCUAAGCUGCCCAAAUUGGCGAGUUUCUUACAUAAGAAUGCUACAGAAUGGCCAGAAUUAACAAAUAUUCAUGUGCUUGAAUGUGACCAAGUGCAGAUAUUUGCUUUGGAAUUCCCAUCCGGAGGCAACCAAAUUGAAAGCAGGACUCAACAAAAGCCUCUAUUUUGGGUCAAAAAGGGACUUAGAGGGCAGGAAGAUAGUAGCAGAUCAAGCACAAUUGGUAUGCCUGCAGGAUCUUUUGUGAAGUUAAGGACUCUGGAAGUAUCAAGAUGCCACGGACUGGUUACCAUAUUGGGACACACAAUUGCUAAUAGAUUGGAUCAGUUGUCAACAAUGAGCAUAAUUAAUUGUUCAAAGUUAAAAGAAAUUGUGGCAUGUGAGGGCAAUGAAGUGAAAGAUGAAAUUGUUUUCACUCAACUCACAUCUUUGCGACUUGCUUUUUUAUCCAGACUUCAAAGCUUUUGCUCUGGGAAAUGCAACUUUAUUUUCCCAUCUCUGCGUGAAGUGAUUCUAAGUGAGUGUCCAGAAAUGAGUACCUUCUGCAAGGGAGUAGUGAAAACAGAGAAACUGCAGAAAGUGAGGCUAACAGAAGAAGAUGAUGUUGGAAUCUGGAAGGACAGGGACCUUAACUCCUCCAUACAACAUUUGUUCAUUAAUAAGAACACAUUGUGGAUGAGGUUCGCACCCUUCAAAUUCAACGAAUUAUUCACACGAUUCCAAUCCAAGAAACACAUGUAGGAAAUUUGUGGGUUUGGGACUUCAGAUAUACCAGCCACGAGCUUCUGGAAUGAAGAAAGGACUUGCUGAUAAUAUUUAGUUUGGUUUUUGAAACUUAAUUAAGGAUUGAGUUAAUAAAUUUCCUUUUCCUUU